This is a messenger RNA of Mesoplodon densirostris (Blainville's beaked whale), 3036 nucleotides long. RefSeq names its product proline-rich protein HaeIII subfamily 1-like. The record is from RefSeq and is a predicted model, not a curated record. NCBI's taxonomy places the organism in Eukaryota, Metazoa, Chordata, Mammalia, Artiodactyla, Ziphiidae. The coding region runs from base 1009 to 1650 and encodes 213 amino acids. The transcript has 2 exons.
CCCUGAGGCACAGCUGGGAAACUAACAACCCUUGAGUGAGUGAUUUCAGGAUGUCUUAGUCUUAUCAAUGCCGACUUUGGAAAACGUACGCGCCUUGACUCACACACCCUGGGCUCCGGAAGCUGCCUCGGAGAAAGCAUCUCUCCAGGUGCGCCACAGGUGUCUAUAACCUCCUCCAUCUGCCCUCCCACAAAACACACAAUACGCUGCCCAAGCAGGUAUGUUUCAGGCAUUUCCACUUCUAGACACCCCCAAAGAAACGCUCCCGAGGACCCUGGGCCGUCUCUGCCCAGCAGGGACAUCCCAGGCGUCCUGGCGCGGACGUGGGUUGGUCCACAGAGAUGCGCGGUCCCCAAACCCGCGGGGCCAAGCUCUCGACUCUGUCCUGGCAGAGGAGCUCCGGGGAAGCCAGCGAGACCGUCGGGGGCGGGGGGCAGCGCUAAGCUUCGCUGGACGUUAAAUCCUAGGAGGCGCAGAACUUUCAAGUCCCCCAAACUGCUGAGCGAACCAGGCUGAGGCGCUGCGACAGCUAAGGUCCGGGAGGCGGCUGAAAGCAGAGUGGCGGGAGCGGCCGCGAGGCCGCCAACUCGUGCGGAGGGAAGAGGAGUAAAGGCACUCACCUCCACCCAUCUCUGGGCCUCGGCGAACGCGAGGGCGCAGUCGGCCUCCGCCUCCUCCAUCACUUCCAGAACUAGGGGGAGAGGGGGAGAGAGAGACAUAGUGGGUGUGCGGAAAGGCGGGAGUGCCGCGCGCGUCCGGCCCGCUGCUCCGGCCUCUCUCCGGCUGCAAGACGCCCGGGCUCUCUGACCCUUUGUUGCGCCCUGCAGUUUGGUAAAGUUUCGAACCCACGAGAACUUGAAGCCGGGGCUUUCUCUAAACUCCUGAAAACGCCGCGGAGACCCAGGCAGAGCGCGGGAGGCGGAGAGGGCUACCAGAGGCGGCGCGCGGCACCGGCCCCGAGGACUGUUUGGACUUCAAAAGUGGCUGCGCGGCCGCCGCCCUCCCGGAAUGCCCCGCCCCGCGCACCCCCGCCGCCCACCCCCGGCCGCCCAGCCGCCGCUUCCGUCCUCCCCACCCUACCCGCAGCCGCGCUCGGGGGCUCCCGGCCGCAGCGGCCUUUGUGGUCGGACAGUCUGGCGCAGGGGAUGCCACCGUCCGCCAGGAGGCCGUGGCCCGGGCCACGCACCCGCUCCCGCGCCGCCCGCCGGACCGCGGCCCCGCCCGGAGGAGAUGUGCCCCCGCGCCCGCAUCCUGUCUGCAUCCUUCCCGCCUCCGGCCGCCUGGCCGCCUUCCCUCUGCCGGGGCCCCGGGAAGCGGCGCCCUCAGGGCUCGCGGCCGCCCGGCCCGCCUGACAUACCAGGAAUAGCUGCUCACAACUGCACCUUUCCCAGCCAAGAAACGUCCCCCGCGGUGGAGCGCGGCCCGGCCCGCCGCCCUCACCUGCGGCCCGACUUCGCAGCGCGCCGCUCCCUCUCCGGCGGAGUUCGCUGCGCGCCCGCCCCGCCGCCAGAAAUCAGAUCUCCGGAAAGGAACCUGCUCGUCUGUCUAGGCUCCCUGGAAUCUCGCUUCAUGCUCCUGAAGCCCUAUCCGGGCCACACGUUGAUGUUGUCACUGUUGGAAGAAGAUAAAGAUCGGUUCUUACUCCGGUAAAGGAAGCCAUCCCUUUUUUUUUUUUUUUUCCUGGUUGAUCCUCUUUUUGAUGCAAAACGACGUUAAAGAGCAGAGAGACUAGUAUAAUGGAUAGCUAAAACCUAGUUUUGCCUUAUUUACCUCAUCACAUUUUCUGCUGAAAAUAUACAUAUUUCCCACUUAAAGAUAGAUAUUUCAGGGCUUCCCUGGUGGCGCAGUGGUUGGGAGCCCGCCUGCCAAUGCAGGGGACACGGGUUUGAGCCCUGGUCCGGGAAGAUCCCACAUGCCAUGGAGCAACUAAGCCCGUGUGCCACAACUACUGAAGCCCGCGCGCCUAGACCCUGUGCUCCGCAACAAGAGAAGCCACCACAAUGAGAAGCCUGUGCACCGUAACCAAGAGUAGCCCCCGCUCGCCACAACUAGAGAAAGCCCGCGCGCGGCAAAGAAGACCCAACGCAGACAAAAAUAAAUAAAUAAAAUAAAUUUUUUAAAAAAUAGAUAUUUCCUCUCUACAUCUCGUUCUUGAAAGAACGCUUUUCUACAUAACCAUAUUACCAUUUUCACACCUAACUAAAGCUAACCUUAAUUACUUGGUAUUAAUAUAUGCCCAGUCCAGAUUCAGAUUCCUCCAAUGGAUUCCAAAAUGUCUUUUACAGCUGACUUAGACCAGAACUCAAACAAUAACCACACAUUGCAUUCGGUUACCUCUUUUUUUUUUUUUUAGCCUAGAAUAGCCUCCUCCUUCUCUCCCACUCUACCCCCUCCCCGUUUUUAGAAUGACAUUAUCUUCUUAAAAAGAAACUAGGCAGACUUCUAGAUUUGUCUUAUGGCUUCUCUGUGGUGUCUUCAACAUAGUUCUCUUCCCUCACUAUUUCCUGUUACCUAGAAGUUAGAUCUAAAGGCUAGAUUAAACUCAUUUACACUUCUGAAUAAAGAUUUCACCAGCAUCUUUCCCGAUUGGGGUGACUUCUAGAGGAAUUUGUUAUGUUUAUUUCCAUCCAACCCUUUUUUCACUGGCGUUGUCUGUAAUCAGUGGGUCUGUUUAGAAGAGCUCACAGUUGUUCCUGCUAAAGUGGGAAACCGUUGACUGGAUCAUCUCUUUGCCUCCUGAUGACACCAUGAUCAGGACAAACCCAAAAUGAGGAUGAAAGGAUAAACGAAACUAGGAAGAAAUUUCUUUCUGGCUAUUCAAGACCUGUUCUAUUAAAUAUUUAGUGAGCACAUUGUAUGUGUAAUGUGCUGGGUAUCAUAAGUGUUACAAAAAUUUUUAAAUUUUAGACAGUGAAUCCUAUGGACUGCCAACCCAGUAGAAAGACAGACAUUCUGCAAGCUUCAUGAGAGUUACUGUUACUACAGUUGUUAUAUAUAUAUAUAUAUAUAUAUAUAUAUAUAUAUAUAUAUAUACUA